Molecule: messenger RNA, 1638 nt
Organism: Planococcus citri (citrus mealybug)
Lineage: Eukaryota; Metazoa; Arthropoda; Insecta; Hemiptera; Pseudococcidae
Gene: Papst2
Product: PAPS transporter 2
Exons: 8
Coding region: 540-1571 (343 amino acids)
Biological process (GO): transmembrane transport
Cellular component (GO): Golgi membrane; endoplasmic reticulum membrane
Molecular function (GO): 3'-phosphoadenosine 5'-phosphosulfate transmembrane transporter activity
Source: RefSeq, a predicted model, not a curated record
GAUGAAAAAUGAAGUAAUUAUUCGGACUUCCACGUUCCCCAGAGGGCGCUAGCAUUCGUGGUACGUGAUUGGUCAGUGAUAUUCUGUGCUCUUAGGUGCUUAUCAAAACGGGACUUUAUAUCACAAACUUCGGCGAUUUCAAAUUCGAUGUUAUAUUUCCAUUAUUUCACAUUGAAUAAAACUAAAUUUACGUAUAGAGAAUUGCUUUGCGAUCGUGCUAUCGAGUAAAUGUUGUGGUGAAUUAAAAUAACACUUGCAAAGAACUUUAAAUUCAUUUAAUCGUGCAACUUUGUUUCAUCCUUCUAAGCUCACUAAAACACUGUAACUCGAGAGCACAGAAAUAUCAACAGCCAAUCAGAAUGCGCGACGGUAUCGCCCUCUGGGGAACGUGGAAGUCCGAAUUAAUUUGAAAUUGUACUUCAAAUUCUUACAUCCACUCAGGAUGUAUAGAGCCGAUUAAUCGAUCAAAUUAAUCUUCACAAUGUAACGUACUCAGUAACUAUUCUACCACUCUUAAAUCUUGAUGCUCGUUCUUCGGUAUGGCUCAAAAGCCAUUAUUGGGGCAAGGCUCCGAAAAUGUCGAAUUUUUAUGGUUCAAUAUUUCUCAUCUCAAUAAAACUACUCAGUUUUUUCUAUGUACUGCUGCCGUUUUCGUAUUCUACUUAAUUUAUGGAUAUUUACAAGAAUAUAUGUUUGCUAGUGGGUUUAAACCUUAUGGCUGGUACCUAACGCUACUUCAAUUUGGUUGUUAUUCUAUUCUCGGGUUUAUUGAAUUGAAAUGCAGAAGAAUCGAGCGAAUAAUACCUCUAACAAUGUACAGUAUAUUAGCUGCAUUAUCAGUGGGGACGAUUGGUUUUUCAAAUUUCUCAUUAAAAUACUUAAAUUACCCUACUCAAGUCAUUUUUAAAUCUUGUAAAUUGAUACCGGUGAUGAUUGGCGGAAUAUUAAUUCAAAAAAAGCAGUACAGACUAAUCGAUUAUAUGGCCUCUGGUUUGAUGUGCUUGGGGUUAAUUGCAUUUACAUUGGCAGACAGUCAAGUAUCUCCUGAUUUCAAUAUAUUAGGUGUAAUGGUAAUAUCAUGCGCUUUAGCUUGCGAUGCUGUAAUUGGAAAUUUCCAAGAGAAAAUUAUCAAGAAGCACAAUGCAACUAAUUGUGAAAUGAUAUUUUUCUCUUAUUUCAUAGGAUUUUUGUAUUUAGCCGUUAUUCUAACUGCUACUGGCGAUGUGUUCAGUGGAUUUAGUUAUUGUUACCAGUACCCUAGCAUUUACGUCUCUGCAAUAUUAUUUUCCGUCGCCGGUUAUUUGGGAAUUGGUAUAAUUUUAACACUUGUGAGAACCUGUGGAGCCUUGACGGCCGUUACCGUGACAACAUUUCGUAAAGCUGUUUCUAUAGUCAUUUCUUUUAUAUUCUUUCAAAAGCCGUUCACGUUGAAUUACUUAUGGGCAAGUUUACUUAUCAUUGCUGGUAUUUACAUUAAUAUAUUUGCAAAAACCAGUAUCAAAAUGCCGUCUUUGUUGAGCAUGUUACGAAGAAGGAGAGUCAAGGAAAAAGAUCUUCCUGAUAUUGUGUAGUGUUCAUUACUUUCUAUGAUCGUGAUAAAAUUUGUUUUCUUUCUAAUUAAAUUUUUUUACCUCCAAA